Molecule: messenger RNA, 471 nt
Organism: Bombina bombina (fire-bellied toad)
Lineage: Eukaryota; Metazoa; Chordata; Amphibia; Anura; Bombinatoridae
Gene: NXNL2
Product: nucleoredoxin like 2
Exons: 2
Coding region: 1-471 (156 amino acids)
Biological process (GO): photoreceptor cell maintenance; sensory perception
Source: RefSeq, a predicted model, not a curated record
AUGGAUAUAUUCUGUGGAAGGGUUCUUGUCAACAAGGAUGGUGAGGUAGUAGAUGCUGAGGAAGCUUUGCAGAACAAGAUUGUUGGCAUUUAUUUUUCAGCUGGAUGGUGCUCCCCCUGCAGAGAUUUCACACCCAUAUUAUGUGACUUUUAUACAGAAUUGCUUGAGGAAUCAGAUCCCCCUGCACAGUUUGAAAUUGUAUUUAUCUCUUCGGACAAAAGUGCAGGAGACAUGGUGGAAUACAUGCAUGCCAUGCACGGAGAUUGGCUAGCCUUACCUUGGCAUGACCCCUACAAACAUGAACUUAAGAACAAAUACAAGAUAACUGCUUUACCAAGACUGGUGAUAGUGAAACAAAACGGGGAUGUGAUUACCGACAAAGGAAGAAAGCAGAUAAGAGAUAAAGGCCUUUCAUGCUUCCGAACUUGGCUCGAAGUGGCAGAUGUUUUCCAGAACUUCACCAGCAAAUAG